GUUUAAACAACACACGCUCACUUAUACUCUCUCCCUCGUCCAAUGGGCACAUUGUUAUUUUUGUCGUUUUAUAUCAAAACUGGGCUGCUUGGUUCAGACUAUUAUCAUUGUUUUGAAUCAUUAUAUUCUCAAGCACCAAAGGCACCAUCUGCCAUCAUCACCUAUCUGUCCUUGUUUCUCUCAUUGCUGCAUUUAUAACUAUUAAUUUAUUUGCCUUCACUUAUAAACCACAAACUUAAAGCUGCAGACCACACGCCAAUGACGAACUGUACUGCCAAAUUCGAGGCUAUGAUGGCCAAUGUCACGGCGCCCCCGCUAUCUUUGGACGAGUUUCGCAUGUAUGUUGACUACGAUCAAAAGGCCAGAGACGCAUUGGCGUUUUGCGAAUGGUAUCAGCGAUAUAGGACCGUAUAUUUUGAUCGCGUAGUAUUGCCAUCGACAAGAUAUACAACUGCGACGAGCACGCGCUCAGUAAUUCCACGUGAACCAUCCGCUCCAGAAUGCAAACAGCAACUGCGUCUUUCGCGGGCCGCUGCAGGUCGCACAUCCAGGCGCUCAAUGUCGGUCCCAAUCAUGCGAGCCCCAGAAUCAAUCUUAUCUGCCAUGAUAAAUGUGCACUCUUCCAAACCUCACAACUUUAGCAUUCUCAGCGAGAGCAUAGUUGAUUGCGCGUUCAACACGGCUACCACGGGCGCGAGUGGUGGUUCUGGGAGCGACCGAAGCCCAUUUGCGUGCACUUCAAUGUUUUCAGUGAGAGCAUAUCCUUCCUUGGCCAAUCAUUACAGUGACUCGAAUGACAGUGGUGGCUACUGUGAAGGCACAUUCGCAGACACGGCGGCACACAACGCACGCCUACGGCGGACAAUCGGGGCGGCUGGAUUGCGCCCCAUAGCGAGGCGCCGAACAUUGUCUGUAACGAUUGGUGAACUUGGACUGGAGCAGCACACCACGAAUGAGCAGGAGAACAAUCGGCGGCAAAUACAAUCGCUGCUGAUAUUUGAGUGCUGGUCGCGUUUUCUGUGCGACCAUGCCCAAGAGCGGCUCGACAUCCCGGAUUCGGAGCUAAUGUAUAUCAAAGAGCGCUUGCCGCUGAACAUCACGCAUAUCCCUAGGCCGCUACUCUGCCAGAAUGACAUGCUUGCUCCGCCGUCGCCACAGGUCCAAAAGUGCAGUGGCACAAUUGCAAACUGUUCGUCUGCAGCUUCUGGUGGCCCGAAAUCCCUCGAGAACAUGUUUGACAAACACCACAGGCCGGCCCAUCUUUGCAUUCCAUCUCAGAGGUCCAUGCAUUUUCAGCCGUGUGAUCAACUCAAGCGCAAUAUGGCAUCGUUGGUUCAGCUUCAGCAACCGAGCAUACUAAACAUACCACGCGUGCAGUCCCCGCUAUCGCUCGGAUCUGGUGUUAACAACAUUUCGGAUGUGUGCCUGAACUUGGAGGGCUCGACAAAUAAAAGCAGCAACGGCGAGGUGGCCAAUACAUCAGCAAAAUAUAUGAUCGCCAGCCUGCGUCGAAUUUCAACCAUGCCUUCUCUCAAGCACACACCAAUCAGCAGUGUGGAUACUCGUGGUGCCAAACAAGAAUUUUUUGGCUGCCAGCUUCGGUUGCCUCUUUCGCCGCAGCCGCUACGGACAAAAAAAAAGCGGACGGUUUCCAUUGGCGCGCUACAGGAAUUGCACCAUUCACUUUGGCCGCAGCCACCAUUUUCAUACACUCCUGCAGACUUUGAAAGCAACUGUGCACUUCAGUAUUGUGGCUACAAGCCAGUGCCAAAGUCAAUAUUCAAUCUUAUUGUGCCCAGCGCGGUGCCGCCAGCACUUUUUGACACCAUUGCCAAGUUGUCCGCCGAGUAUUUGUUUAGCGGCCACUUUGUUGAGUUUUGCCGGCAUGCGCGAUACAACAUCACACAUCGCGAGCAGCGGGGUGCAGCAGCUGGCUCUGCUGCCCUGUUCACGCUCGGGUUUGCCAUUGGGGCAGUUCUGGUUGUAGUAGACGUUCAUAUUGCGUUGCGUGUCCUAGCUAUGCCUUUUCUGCUGGCAGCUACACUGCUCACAAUGGCUUCAUUGACGCGGGUCAAUAUAGUUUUGUGGUGGCUCCGACUGCGCUCGACAAGCCUGAUCCGCUAUAGCAACAUCAGCUCGGAGCCUACUGCUGAUGGUGAAAGACACUUGCAAACUCGGUUUCAGACAGACCCAGUUCUCUGUGCAAUUCAAACAAUAACUGGAACCAUUCGGUCGCCGCCGUUUCUGGCCCUUGCAGGCACCAUUUACAACACCGAUAAAUGUAUGCACGGAAGUCGCUGCUGCUACUGUCUUUUGGCAGACAACACAGGAAAGGAAGAUGCUAAUGCGGCCCAUAGUUCGGCACGACUGGACACCGUCUCGCCAUUUUCGAUGUGGUCACAGCUAACUCUUGGUACAGCAACUAGUGAUUUGUGUGGCAAAAUUGUGCGAUUUAUGCUGCGCAAGUGCAACACGGGAGACCAGUGGUAUGUCGAUCUACGCACCCAGCGAUACGAGAUAUUUGAACCGCACGUGCUUCGCGGCCAGUGCCACAUUGUUAUGCACCAGCUGUCUAUUGCGCUUGUGGUCUGGGUAGUGACAAUGACAGCACUGUUUCUGAUACCGUAAACGCGAGCAGGCACUCGGUCUAAGCUGUACUUUCCAGCUUUUUUAAAUGUAAAUCGUUUGCUCGUGCAAAACAUUUUUACGGCAUGUCCGCAUUUGAUUUGGCAUUAUCGGUAGAACAUAUAUGUAACAAAUCUCUAAUCUGUGUGUGGUAACCUUGGAGAUUGUGUUUACGUGCUUCUUUAAAUUUCGUUAAACUGAUAUGUUACCACCAUCUUUCACCAGAGGUAGGAAAUUAAG
Messenger RNA from Kickxella alabastrina, 2865 nucleotides. RefSeq lists its product as uncharacterized. NCBI's taxonomy places the organism in Eukaryota, Fungi, Kickxellomycota, Kickxellomycetes, Kickxellales, Kickxellaceae. The record is from RefSeq and is a predicted model, not a curated record. The coding region runs from base 259 to 2628 and encodes 789 amino acids. The transcript has a single exon.